This is a messenger RNA of Hymenoscyphus albidus, 983 nucleotides long. NCBI's taxonomy places the organism in Eukaryota, Fungi, Ascomycota, Leotiomycetes, Helotiales, Helotiaceae. The record is from the annotation of a GenBank genome assembly.
AUGGGGUCGCAGGGCGAGCCUUUGCCCCCUCAAGAGGAUGAGAUUACCGUUCUCGUUACAGGAUUUGCUGUAAGAACAUUUUCUUGUCAAAGAAUCUUUACGGAUUCCAAAAUAGAUAUGAUGUCAUCUAUCCCCAUAACUAUAAUAGCACUGUUGACCUCCCAACAGCCAUUCCAAGAGAAAUACCCAAUAAACCCCUCCUGGGAAAUCGCCUCCCGACUCCCUCCCUCCCUCCCCUCCUCCAAAACCGCACCCUCCGAUAUCUCAGCCAUCGCAGAUUUACCACCCGUCCGAANGGAAAUCGCCUCCCGACUCCCUCCCUCCCUCCCCUCCUCCAAAACCGCACCCUCCGAUAUCUCAGCCAUCGCAGAUUUACCACCCGUCCGAAUACUCGUCCAUCCCGAAGCAAUCAAAGUCUGCUAUCCCGUCGUCCGAGAACUAGUCCCGAAGCUAUGGGAGGAGAGCAAGAAAAUUGAUUAUGCGAUUCAUAUCGGGAUGGCUUCUGGGAGAAGGUUCUAUAGCGUUGAGAGAAGGGCACAUAGGGAUGGAUAUUUCAAUAAGGACGUAGAUAACGAGUUGUUGGGGGAUGUGGAGAGAAGGGAGAAGCAGGGGGACAGAUGGAUUUGGAGCGGAAUGCCGGAGGAGUUGUUGACUAGUGUUGACGUGGUGGAUGUUUGGAGGAGGUGGAGGGGUGCUUUACCUGUAUUUAUCCUAUUCCCGUCGCAACUUAGCGACCCCACUAAUGAUGUGAAUAGGCCGAGGAUGUUAGGAUUUCUGAAGACGCCGGAAGGUAUCUGUGUGAUUUCAUAUUCUUCUCCAGUCUGGCGCAUUUGACGAAAAAAGAGGAGGAGAGGAGAGUGGUAUUUUUUCAUGUCCCGGUUCGUUGUGAUGAAGAGUCUAUUAAUACGGGUAUCGAAGUGUGUCUGGAGCUCAUCCGAGCAAUUGUACAAAGCGGUAGGAUGAAGAAGUUAAUGAGUCAAUAG